AACUUUAACAUCCGGAUUAUUAGGAUUGAGCGGCACACUGAAACUCUGAUGGAAAAAAUAGGAAUUUGAAGUCUAUAGAAUAGCAAUGGUGUAUUCAUCUUCUUCAAUUCGAGCUUUUGGUUCAUUCCUCUGCAGAUUCUCAAAUGGGGUUUAUCUUAAACCCCACCAUUCUUGCACUCUCAAAAGUGGUUUUUUGAUGAGUGGGAAAAUUUUGUCUUCUUCAUGGUAUCCGUCUUCUGAUAAAUGGGUCUUGCCUUUGGAUCUUCAAUCUAGCAAUUCAAUGAGAAAGAUUUGGACUUUCUCUCCUCUCUGUAUGGGCAGGCGCUCCUGCAAAAUUGCUGGUAGAAAGACUGCUCAGGAUCUUAAGAAGGCAAAGCUGUACUCAAAAAUCGGGAAGGAAAUUGUUUCUGCGGUUAAGAAAGGUGGUCCCAGUCCAAUAUCUAAUACGGCUCUCGCUGCUCUGAUCGAGAAAGUUAAGGAACUUGAUAUACCCAAAGACAUUGUUGACCGCAAUGUUAAGAGAGCUUCAGAAAAGGGACAGGAAGCUUUUAUCGAGAAGAUCUAUGAGGUGUAUGGUUAUGGUGGAGUUGGUAUCAUCCUUGAGGUCUUAACAGAUAAAGUAAACAGGUCAGUGGCAGCAGUUCGAGAGGUGGUGAAGGAUAAUGGUGGAAAGAUGGCAGAUCCAGGAUCCAUUAUGUUCAAGUUCCGACGUGCUCGGGUUGCUAAUGUAAAAGUCACCGAUGUCGGCCGGGACCAGCUCUUAACAAUUGCUUUAGAUGCUGGUGCUGAAGAUAUCAUUGAACCUUCAAUGGAUGAAUAUGAUACCGAAGCAGAUUCAUCUGAGAGUAGGGUUUACAAAGUCGUGUCUUCAGCGGAGAACUAUCCAGUAAUAUUAUCAAAGCUACAAGAGGAAGGAAUUAAAUUUAAACCUGACAAUGGAUCUGAGCUACUUCCUACAACUCCAAUUGAGGUAGAUGAUGAGGCUAUGGAGUUGAACAAAGAACUAAUGUCCAAAUUACUUGAACUUGAUGAUGUUGAUGCUGUGUAUACAGAUCAAAAGUAUUAGGUUAUUGUUCCACUUAACAGUGGCAUGAACACCUAACAGCUGGUCGUUGAGGCUGUUGAAGAAUGCUAAACGACAUUCAGAACAUUAGAAUCCUGUAGUCAAGUAAAUCACAUACGGUGUCACCUAGCUGUUUUACUUCAAAGAAUAUACCAAUCUUCCCAUCUUAGGAACACAUUGCUGUUUGGUCCAAUUUGAUCAUUGGGUUUGAUCUUUCAACUGAUAAAAGGAAUUUUUAGAUGCAUUGGUAACUCAAUAAUAUUGCUCCCUUUUGUUUGUAAAUGACAGUGCUUUAAAAAUAUAAUCUGAAGUUGCAAGUCAUAUUGGCAAUAAAAUACUGUUGGUAUCUCCUUAACAGCUA
Messenger RNA from Solanum dulcamara, 1424 nucleotides. Its product is annotated as probable transcriptional regulatory protein At2g25830. The transcript is spliced from 7 exons. Gene Ontology annotation, cellular component: chloroplast. Bases 86 to 1066 code for a protein of 326 amino acids. NCBI's taxonomy places the organism in Eukaryota, Viridiplantae, Streptophyta, Magnoliopsida, Solanales, Solanaceae. The record is from RefSeq and is a predicted model, not a curated record.